Patiria miniata (bat star) is the source of this 785-nucleotide messenger RNA. RefSeq lists its product as uncharacterized. The transcript has 4 exons. Lineage: Eukaryota; Metazoa; Echinodermata; Asteroidea; Valvatida; Asterinidae. The record is from RefSeq and is a predicted model, not a curated record. The coding region runs from base 115 to 612 and encodes 165 amino acids.
CGUACGAAUCACACCAGUUUGGAGAUGUCAAAAUUUGUGAAGAGCAGAAAGGUAAUGUUAGUGUCCUCCGGAGUAAAUUGAGAAAGUGCAGAGUCCUUCAGCUGGAUCAAGGCCAUGGAAGAAUUCAAGUCCAACCUUCCAUUUCUGCACCUCAUUCUUUCACGGAGUUUGACAACGAAAAAUGGGAGACACAAAACACAGAUACAGGACGGACAGAUUGGCCACCUCGUUCCCGGCCUUGGUAUAAUUAUUGCCAUGGUAGCUAAGAUGAGGACAGGAAGGUUCAAGCUGAUCCCAGCGUUACUUGGCAUGUCCAUGUACAAGAAUGGAUGUAGUGCAAUGCUACUCAAUGCUCUGAGUAAGACGGGACUAUGCCACACCUCGGGGACUGUUAGGAACAUAAUAGAUCGAUAUGGCGUCCGGUAUGAUCAAGACAUUCAGGCAGCGAAAACAGAGAUGGAGGCGAAAAUUCUACACGAUACGACUAAAGUCAUCCAACUUCCUCCGGAGGAGACGCUGGACCACUCCGUAGGUCUUCCUGAAUGGUCUUUUCUAACAGAGGACAACCCAUAUGAUAAAACUCAGGGCUGGGUAACUCCAGCUACAGUGUGAAGCAAAUUUAUAAAAUGGCAAUUCUUGGUAGGGCCUUCACGACGAACGCCGUGAAUGAAACUUCAGAACUCUGAGGUUUUGUUGACUUAGUGUUCGCUUUCGUGUGAAGUAUGAACCGGUCGUGUACGUGAGUUUACUGAGUUACUCUUUAGUGAUAUUUUACUUACCUCAAU